Trifolium pratense (red clover) is the source of this 1165-nucleotide messenger RNA. RefSeq names its product RING-H2 finger protein ATL67-like. Gene Ontology annotation, molecular function: transferase activity. The transcript has a single exon. Bases 167 to 712 code for a protein of 181 amino acids. NCBI's taxonomy places the organism in Eukaryota, Viridiplantae, Streptophyta, Magnoliopsida, Fabales, Fabaceae. The record is from RefSeq and is a predicted model, not a curated record. Gene Ontology annotation, biological process: protein ubiquitination.
CAGAUGAAACUCUCACCCACCCAUUACCCCUCCAAAAAAAAAAAAAAAUCCCAUCCUCACCCCUUAAUUUUCUCCCUCGUUUUCUCUUUCUCUCCCUAACAAAUGGAGAAUUCCCAUUUUUCUCCUUCUCUUCUUCCUCUCCUUUCUCCCUCUUUUCUCAAUCUCCAUGUCCUCUCCACACAGUUACUUCACCAAUCUUGGCCUUGGCUACUCCAUAGCCAUAACCCUCGCUUUUCUUGUCCUCCUCGCCACUCUAAUCCUCUCUUUCUACCUCUGUUGCCGCAAAAACAAUAAUCCCAACAACAAUAACAACACUCUUAACUACACUGACGGCAUUGUUUUGCGACUUGACACAUUCAUAGCUGAAAACGAUGAAGAAAAUCAACUUGGAGAAGAGAACACAGUAAUGGGUCUAGAAGACAAUGUUAUAAAUUCGUAUCCGAGGUUUCAGUUUAGCAGAGACAGUGCAACUGUUUUGGGACAGAACCCAACAUGUUCUAUUUGUUUGUGUGAGUACAAGGAUUCAGAGAUGCUGAGGAUGAUGCCUGAAUGUCGUCAUUACUUUCAUCUCUAUUGUCUUGAUUCGUGGUUGAAGCUUAAUGGGUCUUGUCCUGUUUGCCGAAACUCGCCGCUUCCGACACCACUUUCUACUCCACUUCAAGAGGUUGUUCCGCUUUCUCAGUAUGGUGAUGAUCGGAGACGAAGGAGGUGACUUUUCUUUUUUUGUCAAUUGAGUUCCUUUGGAUUUAUCCUUAUAAUCUAAAAUUAGACCGAUAAUCUAAAAUUCCGUCGAGAGGUAAGUAGUAUAAUAUAAUUGAGAAAUCAGAAUUAUUUUAGUUAGGGAUCAAACUCAGAUGCUAAUGCAUGACUAGACUUUUUAGUUGGGGAAGAAGAUGAGUUUUCUGCCUGUAUGAUUUGGAUAACUAUGCAUCCAUGUAAUCAACUAAUUAUAGUUGUAUGAUAAAAAUCAGUUAAUUAUAGCCAUAUGAUAAACAACUAUCUUCUAGCUAGUAUUAGACUACUUACAAUGGUUUUAACCAUUCAACACUCACUAUUUCACUCCACAUCAUUUUCUCUUUAUUCCACCUAAUCAUUCAACACACAUUCAACUUUCACCCUCUCCAAUGAUUUUUCUAUUCAACACCCUACUCCACCACUUUCUCUA